Molecule: messenger RNA, 2235 nt
Organism: Annulohypoxylon truncatum
Lineage: Eukaryota; Fungi; Ascomycota; Sordariomycetes; Xylariales; Hypoxylaceae
Product: aminotransferase class I and II
Exons: 4
Coding region: 349-1902 (517 amino acids)
Biological process (GO): sphingosine biosynthetic process; ceramide biosynthetic process
Cellular component (GO): endoplasmic reticulum
Molecular function (GO): serine C-palmitoyltransferase activity; pyridoxal phosphate binding
Source: RefSeq, a predicted model, not a curated record
GCAGUAAUAUGGCAAAUGGGGCGGCGGCCUCAAUUUUGACGCGACGCUAGCAGGCGCCCCCCUGUUCCUGGACCCUAGCGCCCUAGGCCGUGUGAUCCGUGUGGAAAGUAAACUUUAGCUGGGGGCUGCCUGGUUACAUGCUGCAUAGGAGAAAAAGGAUUUGGACCCUUUUUGACUUGAUUUGGAUCUCGUUGCCGAAUUUCCCCUAGACUUCCCCUACAAUGCCAUCUUACAUUCGAAUUAUUCACAAUUAGCACUCCCCUACUAAACUUCACCUUACGCCAUCACUACACUCCGUGGUGAAACAUCAAUGUCUCUCGCUUGAUCAUCCGACGAUUAAAUUCGAAGAUGGACCUUCACGAGGCUCAGGCGUACUUGCAGUCUUCGCUGCACGAGAUAUCUCACGCCUUUCAGAAAGUCCCCGGAAGUGCCGUCUUAAUACGAUACAUCCAGUCCAGCUAUCAGAAUGACCCAAUCCGAUCCGCUAUAGAACUUGUUCUUGUUAUAUUCUUCGUUCGAUACAUCCUCUCGCCGUCUUAUCCUACCCACGGUCCCAAUUACGUGAAGCUUCGCGAAGAUGAGAUCGAUGAGCUCGUUAAGGAGUGGGAGCCCGAACCGCUCGUCGCUCCGCAGACCCCUUUUGAGGAAGCCGAAUCCGAGAGACAGCCCAUGAUUGUCGGACCGACUGGUCCGAAGGUAAAGCUAUCUAACGGCAAGACCGUUGUAAAUUUAGCCUCCUACAACUUCUAUAAUCUAAACGCGAGUGAAUCGAUUAAGGAAAAAGCUAUCCAGACGCUGCGCACAUAUGGAGUUGGUCCCUGCGGUCCGCCGCAGUUCUACGGUACUCAGGACGUUCACAUGGCUACCGAGCAUGACAUCGCCGUCUUCCUUGGAACCCAGAACAGCAUUGUUUAUUCUCACGCUUUCUCAACUAUCUCGAGCGUUAUUCCAACUUUCUGCAAGCGAGGGGAUGUCAUUGUGGCCGAUAAGAUGGUCAACUACUCUAUUCGCAAAGGACUGGAAGCUUCCCGGAGCAUCAUUAAAUGGUACGAACAUAAUGACAUGGAAGACCUGGAGCAAGUUAUGAAGAAGGUGGUCGAGGAACAAGCAAAGAAGAAGAUUCUGACCAGGCGAUUCAUCGUGACGGAAGGUCUAUUUGAGAUGGUCGGAGAUUGCUCUAACCUUCCUAAGCUCGUGGAGCUGAAGGAAAAAUACAAGUUCCGCAUUGCUCUUGAUGAGACUUGGUCUUUCGGCGUGCUCGGCCACAACGGACGAGGGCUUACCGAGGCACAGAAUGUAGACUCGGAGGCCGUAGAUAUGAUUAUCGGGUCCUUGGCGGGUCCUCUCUGCGCAGCGGGCGGAUUCUGUGCCGGUUCGAAGGACGUUGUAAGACACCAACGUAUCAAUGCCGCAUCCUACACCUACUCUGCCGCUUUACCUGCUAUGGCGGCCGUCACAGCCAGCGAGACUCUGAAUGUUCUACAGUGCAACCCUGAUAUUCUGCUCCAAUGCCGGGAAAACAUCCGAGCCAUGAGGGCGCAACUCGACCCCCGAAGCGACUGGGUGCAAUGCACGAGCGACCCCGAAAACCCGGUCAUGUUACUCGUGUUUAAGCCCGAGGUGGUCUCGUCGAGACGGUUAAGCAACGAAGACCAGGAGCGACUGUUCCUCGACAUCGCGGACGAAGCGCUUGCCAACGGAGUGCUAGUCACACGGUUAAAGAGCGUGAUGUUGAAUGGGAGCAUCGGAACCAAUGACAUAAAUAUCAAGCCUGCGCUCAAGGUUUGUAUCACGUCGGGUUUGUCGAAGAAGGAGAUCGAGAAGGCCGGAGUGACGAUUCGGCACGCCAUCACAAAAAUAAUGACUCGGAAGCCAAGCCGGCAGUCGACCCUAGCUGCUUAGUAACCAUUCGGCUUCUCGUGAUCUCGCCUGCUACUCUACGUCGUCUUACGAAAUGGUACGAGAGGAAGAUGCUCGAUAUUGACGCAGAGGCCAAAUAUUAUGUUACGACCCGAGUAUGGCUCGACGAUAAUGCGGACGGGUGUUGGGACGAGCCGUAUGAGAUGGGUUUGGUCAUGAAUGUAUACAGGACGAGAAAAGGAGGCAAGCUGCGAUAGAUAUCAGAUUAUAGACUUGGAUACUAAUUGCUAAUUCUUACAAAUCACAUGCCAGCUUCCUAAUAAUAAGUUUGCCUUGUUGGAUACGAGGAAGGGUCAGGCUGUCCCGAAGUACCAG